Argiope bruennichi is the source of this 777-nucleotide messenger RNA. It is a transcript of the gene boca, whose product is annotated as LDLR chaperone boca-like. The transcript is spliced from 5 exons. The coding region runs from base 101 to 676 and encodes 191 amino acids. Lineage: Eukaryota; Metazoa; Arthropoda; Arachnida; Araneae; Araneidae. The record is from RefSeq and is a predicted model, not a curated record. Gene Ontology annotation, biological process: protein folding.
GGUAACUGUAUUUAUAAUUCAAAGAAGUCGGGGUAUUUAAAUCAUUGUUGAUGCUUUGCUGCCGAGCCUUGUAUUUGAUGUUAUCAUAAUUAAGUCUAAGAUGUUGAAACUUCGUAUUAUUAUAUUUCUAUUUAUUCUUUUAGUAACUAUUAAAGAAAUGCACAGUAAAAAACCAGAUAAAAAAGAAAAACCAGAUUGGGCUAAAAAAGAUAUCAGAGACUACACCGAUGCAGAUUUGGAGCGCUUAUAUGAUCAGUGGGAGGAAGAUGAUGAACCUUUAGAACCUGAUGAAUUACCGGAACAUUUGCGACCACCUCCUAAAAUAGAUAUGUCUAAUCUUGAUACAAAAAAUCCUGAGGAUUUAUUGAAAUUGUCCAAAAAAGGAAAGACAUUGAUGGCUUUUGUUUCUGUAUCUGGAAAUCCUACAGAACAAGAAACUGAAGAAAUAACUGGGAUUUGGCAAAGCAGUUUGAUGAAUAAUCACAUCAAUGUUGAUAGAUAUCCUAUUGGACCUAACCGAGUAAUUUUUAUGUUUAAAGAUGGCAGUCAAGCCUGGGAAGCUAAAGACUUCUUAGUUGCACAAGAGCGUUUAGAAGUUGUCACAAUAGAAAAUAAAGAAUAUCAUGGGAAGUAUAGUUCAAAGAAAAGCAAGAAGAAAGGUAAAGAAGAAUUAUAAAAAAAAUAAUGAACAUAUUAUAUAAAAACUUAUACUAUUUGUAUUAUAAGGAAUCUCAAAACUUUUGGAAAAAUGUAUAGUUGAUAAUUUUUGUAUUAUUU